AGGCUCUUGGGACAGCACUCGGAGCUUGUAAGGAAGUCCUCCAUGUACAAGAGAAGCUGCUGCAACACCUGGAGGAAGCAAACGCGGAGGAGCCAUCUGAGGCCCAGGGGAUGGUCUCUCUUCUCAGCCACGCUGCUGAGAGCAACUUCCAGCCAGUCCUGGACACGCUCACCAUGUUUGCGUCCAGGCUGUGCAAAGGCCGGCGUGCAAAGAUGUCCGCGCGCAAGAAGAUGGAGCAGGACAGCACAAGAGCCCAAGCCACACGCAGCGCUCUUAUGCUCGCCCACGGCAGCUUGGCACUGCGUGCCUCCAAGGAACAACUGCUCGCCCGCCUGGAGGGAGACAUUGUGGGCAACAUCCUGCUGCUCUACAGCUGCAGCUGCCGGGACUUGCAGAACAAGCUCGCGCUGGUGCAGAGCAUCACCGACCUCAGCUCUGCCUUCCAAGCUGUGGGUGACUCCGGCCGCUUUAACCCGUCCUUGAAGGGCAAGCUGCUGGAGAUCCUGCUGGUGAGUGCCUAGAGCCAGGGCCGUCUGCAGGGG
Messenger RNA from Numida meleagris (helmeted guineafowl), 542 nucleotides. RefSeq names its product maestro heat-like repeat-containing protein family member 2B. The transcript is spliced from 4 exons. NCBI's taxonomy places the organism in Eukaryota, Metazoa, Chordata, Aves, Galliformes, Numididae. The record is from RefSeq and is a predicted model, not a curated record. Bases 111 to 521 code for a protein of 136 amino acids.